Amphiprion ocellaris (clown anemonefish) is the source of this 2549-nucleotide messenger RNA. RefSeq names its product FA complementation group G (gene fancg). The record is from RefSeq and is a predicted model, not a curated record. The transcript has 14 exons. Gene Ontology annotation, cellular component: Fanconi anaemia nuclear complex. Gene Ontology annotation, molecular function: protein binding. Gene Ontology annotation, biological process: interstrand cross-link repair. Bases 298 to 2169 code for a protein of 623 amino acids. Lineage: Eukaryota; Metazoa; Chordata; Actinopteri; Pomacentridae.
UGAUGUUUAUGAGUUACUAUCUAUAAAACAAACAUCAUCCCUAAACAGUUUCAUGCCUGUGACAAACAGUGAUUGAAGUUUCUAGAAAAGCAGCUGAAGUUGGCUCCACACACAGCACCACCUGCUGGACAGUCCGCAGGUUGCAGGUGUAGCUCCCAGAUGUGUCCACAGGAGGCAGCAGAGCCCCACAGCAGCACCGAAGCACACCAGCGUUUACUUCCGGUGUCAGCUGCUGUUCGACAGACGAGGGAAAGUUCAAACUAAAUAUCACCAACUUUUUCAUAAAACACGGAUGUAAUGUCUCAUAAAAUGUCCCAACCACCGUCUUUAUUAGAUAAAUGGAUCCAGGAAAACAACGAGUUGGUAAACAAAUGUAAGCAAGAAAAAGAACGAGAUACCAUGAGGCAGGAUCAUAACCAGCCUCAUCUGAGGUGGUGCUCCUAUGAGUUUCACAAGCUUUUAAGGAAAAUACAAGGUAUUCCUCCUAAUACAGAUCACACACAGUUGGAGCUGGCGGUGGUGUAUAAUACCGGUGUGUGCGCUACUGCUCAAUCUCAGUUCUCAGAAGCUCAGUUGUUCCUCACACAAGCUGCAGAGAGAGUGCUGCAGAUGACAGGAGGUGAAACUGGUGCUUCAGAUCCUCUUGUGUGCUGGAGAGCAGUUCUGAAAUCAGUGGAAAACACACAUUUGCAUCCCACUGUCUUGUACCUCCUCUGUCUGCAGUGGGCCAUAUGGCUGGCCACGUGCCAGCUGGAAACUAUACAGGAAUUUCAGGAGAAGAUGUCUUCUCUGUUUGAGACACUAUGUGGUGGAGUAGGAGAUGGCGGUAUCAGCGAGGCAAGGUCAAAGUCCUCAAACAUUCCACUACUGGUGAUGGACCUAAGAAGGCUUAUUGAAUUAUUGCAGAUCUGCACGUCCAUUACACUAGGUGCAGAGAGGCUGACUGAGGGUCGGAGUUCAGAGGCUCUGACUGGUCUGCAGGCAGCUUCGUCCCUGCCAGCUCCCAGAGCUCUAGUAGGAUACACACACCUCCUCUCAGGCUCCUGCCUCACCCAUAUGAGACGCCCUCAGAUGGCAUUGCAGUGCUACAGAAAGGCACUUGAGACAGACUCCCGUUGUGUGUGUGCUCUCUACCAGAGUAUGCUCAUUUACAGACAGCUGGGAAACACACAGGCUGAGAUACAAGCUCUUCGCUUACUGCACUCAACUUUGAUGCUGCCCUCUGCUACAGAUCCUGCUCUGGCCAGCACCCAUCUCCUCUCUCCAUCCUCACUCCUCUGCAGCCAAUCACUGAGCAGCCUACUCUCUGUCCCAUCUGCCCUCAGUGUCCUUCACAGUCUGGCCCUCAAGUGUUUGCUCUAUGGCAGAGUGUCAGAGGGUGUUGAACAUUAUCUUGACCUGCUGGCGGUUCUUCACUCAGAAGAUCAACAAGGACUGCAUACUCAGGAUGCUACAAUACCAAGGUUACCUGAGCUUUACCUGGAGGCUGGCGCUGCCUUGCUCAUGGCUCGGCGACCUGCAGACUGUUUGGCACUCUGCAGUGAAGUCAUUAGCACCACACUGGAGCUGCUGCCAGAGAAAGUGGUGUUAGAAGAGCCAGAAGAAAGAAGAGAGGCUGAGACCAGGGACAUGGAGGGUGAAAAUAGGGUGGCAGUGGUGCUCUGGACCGCAGCUGCCUACCUCCUCCAGGGUCACUGCCAUUCUCACCUGAAGGACUGGAAACAAGCUGUGACUCACUACACAAGGUGUAUCAACCUGGUGGUGAAGGUGCGCUUCAAAAAGAGAGAUUUCCAACCACUGAUCCCCAGUGCAGACAUGGAUGUCAAACAAGGAAAUGACCAGUGUGUCCUUCAGAGGCUGAAGGGGCUUUCACUAGCUGGUAGGGCCAUCAGCUUCACCCAGACUGACAAGCUAAAAGAGGCACUGAGAGACCUACAGCUCAGCCUACAGGCCUUUCCAGAGUGUGUGGGUGCAGGACUGUGGUGUGGUGAGGUGCUGUGGAGGCUCAGCAGGAGACGGGAGGCAGCAGCUUGUUGGGAAAAGACCUGGAGCCUGACCACUCAGUCCUUAGUCAAGAAUCUUCCUGUGUACCUACAGGAACCUCAGUCUGGUCCUUUGUUAGACUCUGCAGAGCUCUGUCACAGAAUACAGGAACUUGGUCCUAACUAGUCAGUCUGGAGACAAAAAGAGAAUGCCCUGUCACUUAAUAAACCGGAUCAACUUUCUCCAGCCUGUAAAACGUAAUCCACACCCACAGCAAACAUGGAUCAACAGGGAGUGUAAAAUAGAGCAUAUUUUAAGAGUUCACAGUGUUUGAAACUGAGAAUGGACACAGUGCUGGUGGUACAUCUGACGUGGUUUAUGCAUGAAACGAUGAAAGACUAUGGGACGUACUGUAUGGGGGUCUGAACUGAGUUGUAGGAAAGGAAAUUGUUUAUGUUAGCCAUUCAAGACUGAUGAAAACUGCUGGUUUAAUAUUUUUACAAUACUUGUUAAUAUCAAGCACAGUGCUUACUACUUCAGAAAAUACAAUAAAUUGUGUUGCUGCU